AUGGCAGAUUUAAGUAAGAAAGUAGAGAACAUGAGUAUCAAGGAGAAAGGCGGUUACGUUCCUCCACAUUUGAGAAACGGUGGAGCGCGUCGUGCCAACAGUGGUGGAUUCGGUGGAUCUAGUGGUUCUGAUGGUUCUUCUGGUGGUAGUUUCUUUGGGUUUAGCGGUCGUCGUGGAGAUUCCAACCGUGGAGGACGCGGUGGAUUCGCUAGAAACGGCGGUGGCAGCGGGUUCAGACCAGCUGGUACUGGUAGAUGGACGGACGGUAAGCACGUUCCAGCUGCGAGAAAUGAAAAGAUGGAACAGCAGUUGUUUGGUGUUGCAGAAGAUCCAAAUUUCCAGUCUUCCGGGAUUAACUUUGACCACUAUGAUGAUAUUCCAGUCGAUGCAUCUGGUGAGAACGUUCCAGAACCUAUUACUGAGUUUACAAGUCCUCCUUUGGAUGAACUAUUGUUGGAAAACAUCAAGUUGGCUAGAUUCACUAAGCCUACUCCAGUUCAAAAGUAUUCCGUGCCUAUUGUGGCUAACGGUAGAGAUUUGAUGGCCUGUGCGCAGACUGGUUCCGGUAAGACCGGUGGGUUCUUGUUUCCUGUGUUGUCUGAAUCUUUCAGCACUGGUCCUUCUGAGAUUCCAGAGAAUGCUCGUGGUGGUUACAUGAGAAAGGCCUUCCCAACAGCUGUUGUGUUGGCUCCAACUAGAGAGUUGGCUACACAGAUCUUCGACGAGGCCAAGAAGUUUACUUACAGAUCGUGGGUUAGAGCUACCGUUGUGUACGGUGGUGCCGACGUUGGUUCUCAAAUGAGAGAGUUGGACCGUGGUUGUGAUCUGCUGGUUGCUACUCCAGGUCGUUUGAACGAUCUGUUGGAGCGUGGUAAGAUCUCUUUGGCCAAGGUUAAGUAUUUGGUUUUGGAUGAAGCUGAUAGAAUGUUGGAUAUGGGUUUCGAACCUCAGAUCAGACAUAUUGUGGAAGGUUGUGAUAUGCCAGGUGUCGAGGACAGACAGACACUGAUGUUUUCGGCUACUUUCCCAGUCGAUAUCCAGCAUUUGGCUCGUGAUUUCCUAAGUGACUACAUUUUCUUAUCCGUCGGUAGAGUUGGUUCUACAUCGGAGAACAUUACUCAGCAUGUUCUAUACGUCGAAGACGAGGACAAGAAAUCUGCAUUGUUGGAUCUAAUUUCCUCAGCUACCGAUGGGUUGACUUUGAUCUUUGUCGAAACUAAGAGAAUGGCAGACCAAUUGACAGAUUUCUUAAUUAUGCAAAAUUUCGCUGCUACCGCUAUUCACGGUGAUCGUACCCAAGGCGAGCGUGAACGUGCGCUAGCGGCUUUCAGAUCCGGUAAAGCUAACUUAUUGGUCGCUACUGCAGUUGCAGCUAGAGGUCUGGAUAUUCCAAACGUCACUCACGUUAUCAACUACGAUUUGCCAAGUGAUGUCGAUGAUUACGUUCACAGAAUCGGUAGAACUGGUCGUGCCGGUAACACCGGUGUCUCCACUGCUUUCUUUAACAGAGGUAACAAGAACAUCGUCAAAGGUUUGGUCGAAAUUUUGACCGAGGCAAACCAAGAGGUUCCUUCCUUCUUAAACGACAUUUCCAGAGAAUCCUCCGGUAUUAGAGGUGGCAGAGGCGGUAGUUUCUUCAACAGCCGUGCAAAUAGCUCCAGAGAUUACCGUAAGCAAGGUAACGGUAAUGGUUCCUUCGGUGCCUCCAGAGGCAGCGGUGGUAGCAGCUGGGGCUCUUCCAGAGGUGGUAGCUCUUGGGGUGAAUCCUCCGGUGGUAACUCAUCCUGGUGGUGA
This is a messenger RNA of Torulaspora delbrueckii, 1794 nucleotides long. RefSeq names its product DEAD-box ATP-dependent RNA helicase DED1 (gene DED1). The coding region runs from base 1 to 1794 and encodes 597 amino acids. Gene Ontology annotation, molecular function: RNA helicase activity; RNA binding; ATP binding. The record is from RefSeq and is a predicted model, not a curated record. Gene Ontology annotation, cellular component: nucleus. Lineage: Eukaryota; Fungi; Ascomycota; Saccharomycetes; Saccharomycetales; Saccharomycetaceae. The transcript has a single exon.